CCUGCCUGCGAGAGCGAAGUUUGUUUAGUCCUCGCGCAACCGUCGAGGUAUCACGUGGCGUGUGACGCCUGGUUCAGGGUGAAGCCGAGUUUUUAUUUACUCCUGAUUUGAAAUCGCUGUCGCGUUCGCGUUUCGAACGGACCGGUGAAGAGGAUCGUCGAUAUUUUUCGGCAGAGCGAGUGAGCAGCAUUGAGAAUAAAGUCAAGACCUUCGUAAAGUAAAAAAACAAAAAUAAGAAAUAAAAAUAAAGGAAGGCUUGACGCGUUUGAGAGGCCUUUAUCGCACCUGACGUAUCGACGCAGAAAAACAAAAGACAAUAAUACAAGAUCGAGAAUGGCCGACGCGGAAUUGAGUAACCUUUUAAACAGGAGACAGAGGAUCAACGAGGAACUCGAGGAGGGGAAAGAAGUCAAGAAGGAGUACAAAUACGUGAACGUGUACACGGAAUUCCACGAACUCUCGAGGCGCGAAAUCAAGCAGUACGAGCAGACCUUCAACAGAUUUGACGACGGCCGCGACGGUUUCCUUGAUCUCGCUGAACUCAAACGGAUGAUGGAAGUUCUCGGGGCUCCGCAGACUCAUCUUGGCCUGAAAGCCAUGAUUCAGGAGGUAGACGAGGAUCGUGACAGCCGAAUCUCUUUCCGAGAGUUUCUCCUGAUAUACCGAAAAGCUCGAGCCGGUGAGCUGGACCAGGGAUCCGGGCUGGGACAACUUGCAAGACUGACGGAAGUCGACGUUGACGAAGUGGGCGUAAACGGUGCGAAAAACUUCUUCGAAGCCAAGAUCGACGAGUUACGCAAAGCCAAUAAAUUUGAAGAUGAGAUCCGGAUGGAGCAAGAGGACCGUAAACGCGAGGAAGAAGAAAAAGCUGCCAGACGCGCACAAUUUCGUGAAAAGGCUGCCCUCUUUGGUAAUAAUUGAGAUAAGAAACUGGAAGAAAAUGAGAGAGGAGAAGAGGAGAGUAACGAAACAACAAUAUGUAUGCUAUAAAAGUUGUGAAGAAAAAAAAAAUAGAGCUCCGGAGUCAAAGUAUGCGAUAUAGUUUUGUAAAAUUUCGAUGUAUUGUAAAAUUUUGAUAAUUGUUUGUUGAUAUGAAGCUAGGUGUUAUAUAAUUAUUGAACGCGUUUAUAAAUAUGUUAUAUGUAGAAUGCGUAUAAUUGAAGUUAUCUAUCAGACAUCUUUGCGGUUAUGUUAAAGGUAAAAGGUAUAUGACAACUUGCAACUUGCUCAAAACAAGAGAACGAAUAUAUUAUAAUGUAUAGAUAGAUAGAUAGAUAGAUGUAUAGGUAGAUAACUUCAAGUAAGAUCGUAAUAGUCAAUCUUCGUCAGGAAACAAAAAAAAAAUGUUAGAAAAAAUUAUAUUACAUAUGUAAUAAUACUUUAUCGCAUGUAUAUUGUAUUGCAUAGUUUUAUGCGAAUUGACAUCAGCGGGAAAUUCGCUACGAAAUAUUGCAUUGUAUUAUCGUCGCUAUGUGUAUAAUAAUUUAGACGAGGUUGAUUAUCCAAUUUGAAAUCUUUUCUGUAGGCUGACGCGGUUGUGAAAAGGAAGGAAAAAAAGCUUCGUCAUGAUUUAGUAUAAAUUACGUUGCAUUUAUUUUAGUAAAUAGAAAGAAUUAUUAUAGUUGAAGAAAAGAAAGUUGCCCAGAAUUCAACGUUAGAAAGCAAACGACUGAUAUAGUUAUUAUACAUACAUACCAUACACAUAAUACACAUGUUCUGGUAGAUUUUUAAGAUCGUCAUAUAUAUAAUUCACCCUCGCGAGUUACAUGGAAUUUUAAAAUUAAUGUGAAUGUUCAAGGCAUGACGUGUUAUAAUGUAAAUAAAAUAUUAUUUAAUACGUA
Molecule: messenger RNA, 1841 nt
Organism: Neodiprion virginianus
Lineage: Eukaryota; Metazoa; Arthropoda; Insecta; Hymenoptera; Diprionidae
Gene: Swip-1
Product: EF-hand domain-containing protein D2 homolog
Exons: 4
Coding region: 334-921 (195 amino acids)
Molecular function (GO): calcium ion binding
Source: RefSeq, a predicted model, not a curated record